GAGAGAGUGAGAGGAUGCGAAUGGCAUUAGAAGGCAUGGAGAACAACCAAACUAAGCAGUUGGAGUACAUCCUUCACGUUAAUGGAGGAGAUGGCUUUCAAAGUUAUGCUCGCAACUCUUCCCUCCAGAGAUUGAUAAUGAAUAAGGUAAGACCAAUGCUAGAGGAGACAGUGAAGACCAAUGUUAGAGGAGACAGUGAAGGCUUUCUAUGCAAAAUCCUUGUCUGAGAAAUUUUCCAUUGCGGACAUGGGUUGCUCCUCAGGACCUAAUGCCUUAGAAGCCAUGUCAGUAAUCAUUAACACAAUAUUUACUCAGUGCAAAGAAAAAGGGCAAACUUCUCCUGAGCACCUAGUGUUUCUCAAUGAUCUUCCUGGUAAUGAUUUUAACAAUGUUUUUAAAUCACUGCCUCAAUUUUAUGAGAAGCUCAAGAAACAGACAGACUUGGAAAUGGAAACUUGUUUCAUAUCUGGCAUGCCAGGAACAUUUUAUGGGAGAUUAUUUCCUAGUGAAACCUUAGAUUUUGUCCAUGCAUCUUGCAGUGUACAUUGGCUUUCUCAGCCCACCCCACCUGCUCCUGUUGAACCUGCACCAGUUGUUGAUUCUGUACUUGUGCCUGCAUCUCCUCCUACCACUACUCUCCAUCGUUCUACUCGGCUUGUUGGGAGUCUUGUUUAUCUCACGUGUAGAAAAAAACAAACUGUUGUUGCCCGUUGUAGCACUAAAUCUGAAUAUCGUGCUCUUGUUGAUGCUACAUCUGAACUAUUUUGGUUACGGUGGCUAUUAACUGAUAUGGGUGUUACUCAUUCUUCUGCCACCAUACUUCAUUUUGACAAUAGAAGUGCCAUACAAAUUUCUCAUAAUGAUAUCUUUCAUGAGCGUACCAAACACAUCGAAAUUGAUUGUCAUUUGGUUCUAGAAGGAAUUGAGAAUAACAAAGGAAAUAUCUACAUAUCAAAGACAAGCCCAAAGAAUGUGUUUGAAGCAUAUUUGGAUCAAUUUCAAAAGGAUUUUUCAUUAUUUCUAUGUUGUCGAGCAAAGGAACUCAAAUCAAAAGGUCAGAUGAUUUUAACUUUACUUGGAAGAAGCACUUCUGAUCCAGCCUGCAAUGAUUGCAUCCAGUUCUGGUAUCUAUUGGCUCAAUCUCUUCUUGAGAUAUCAAGAGAAGGACUUAUUGAAGAGGCCAAUGUGGAUUCCUUCAACAUGCCUUACUAUACUCCUUUCAGUGGAGAAGUGGUAGACAUAAUUGGAAAGGAGGGUUCUUUUGAAAUUAAUAAUCUAAAUAACAUUAGACUGAAUUGGGAUCCAAAUGACAAUGAUGAGAAUCAGAAUUAUGCCUUCAACAAGAACACAAGUGGAAAAAAUGUGGCCUGUCAUGUAAGAGCUGCCUCAGAAUCCGUGCUUGUUAGCCAUUUUGGAGAGGCCAUAAUUGAUGAAUUAUUCUUAAGGUACUCUAGAAAUGUUGGCGAGCAUUUGUCACAGGAAAAGACCAAGUACAACUUCGUGGUUAUUUCUAUGACUAAGAAGUCAUAAAAAUUAGACUUGA
This is a messenger RNA of Manihot esculenta (cassava), 1543 nucleotides long. Its product is annotated as salicylate carboxymethyltransferase. The record is from RefSeq and is a predicted model, not a curated record. NCBI's taxonomy places the organism in Eukaryota, Viridiplantae, Streptophyta, Magnoliopsida, Malpighiales, Euphorbiaceae. The transcript has 6 exons. Gene Ontology annotation, biological process: methylation. Bases 181 to 1530 code for a protein of 449 amino acids. Gene Ontology annotation, molecular function: S-adenosylmethionine-dependent methyltransferase activity.